Misgurnus anguillicaudatus (oriental weatherfish) is the source of this 4319-nucleotide messenger RNA. Lineage: Eukaryota; Metazoa; Chordata; Actinopteri; Cypriniformes; Cobitidae. The record is from RefSeq and is a predicted model, not a curated record.
GGAACGACAGGGAAGAAGUCCUUCGUAUUUCUGUCGAGAGGAAGCAGGGCUUGCUGUGAGCGACAGAAGAAACACGCGCACCGCGCGCAGCAGUUUAGCAGUUUGACUUCGGUUCCUCUCGUAAAUCUUCGGCGCACAGUGAGUUACAGACGCGCGCUGCUGGGUUCAUGAAUGAAAAACUACAGAAACGCCGUAGACCCGGAGGUUUUCUCACGCUUGCUCCGCGCACCUGGGCCGAAACCUUUUGUUUGUCGUGAAUCGCCUAAAAACUUUGACAAAAACAAUCGUGUUGAGAGAGAGAGACAGACAGAGACGCCUCGCGGCUUGUUUUGAUUUCUCUGCACCGUGGGACUGUUUAAUUUCGCUUGUCGCGUGAAUGGACAAAUAAUUCUGAGAUUUUAAUGGUUUUGGAGUAUUGCUUUACAAAUCUUGGAAAGAAAACAGUUACACUUCAGCAUAACUCAGUGGCAUCGCAAUGGUAGCUUCGUGUUGCUGGUGUUGAUGGCCCAGUGCUGCCCACAGCUGUGUAAAUGAGCUCUUUCGGCCCACACUCCUCGCCCAGCUGCAUUGCCAUGUCCUCUCUCAGGAUGUUGAUGUCAUGGCGUAUACUUCUCCUGUGGGUUAUUUUAGCCCAGCUUCCCUCGGCUCGCUCGCGUCCCGCAGUGACUGAACAAGGUCACACAGUACCAUCAUCUGAGGAUGAGGAUGAUGAUGAAUCAUCGUCAGAAGAAAACAAGCCGUCAAGCAGUCAGGAGCUCUUACCAAUGGCACCUCAAUGGGCCCAACCUGAAAAGAUGGAAAAAAAGCUUCAUGCUGUACCAGCCAGCAAAACUGUGAAAUUCCGAUGUCAGGCCGAGGGAAACCCCGUUCCAAAGCUGCGCUGGCUCAAGAACGGAAAAGAGUUCAAAAGGGACCAGCGCAUUGGGGGCUACAAGCUAAGGGAACACAUGUGGACCAUAAUCAUGGAGUCUGUGGUGCCCUCAGACAAGGGCAACUACACCUGCCUCGUGGAAAAUGAACACGGAAGCAUUAAUCACACCUAUCAGCUUGAUGUAGUCGAGCGAUCUCCACACAGGCCCAUCCUGUAUGCUGGACUCCCAGCAAACCGGACCGCUGUCGUGGGUAGUGAUGUGGAUUUUGUAUGCAAGGUGUUCAGCGACCCGCAGCCCCACAUACAGUGGCUCAAACACAUCAUAGUCAACGGAAGCCAGAUCGGACCUGACGGACUCCCUUAUGUCCGAGUUCUGAAGAAUGCUGGCCUCAACACCACAGACAAGGAGAUGGAGGUGCUCCAGUUGAGGAAUGUGUCCUUUGAGGAUGCUGGGGAGUACACUUGCUUGGCGGGCAAUUCUAUCGGGCUCUCCCAUCAUUCAGCAUGGUUGACCGUCGUCAAAGCACCCACCACCCCUUCUGCAGUGCCCAGUCAGUCCUACCUGGAGGUUUUGAUCUACUGUGUUGGAUUCUUCUUCAUCUUCAUCAUGGUGGGAAUUGCCACCAUUGUCAAAGUCCGCAGUUCCACCAAAAAGAGUGAAUUCAAGGGCCAGCUGGCUGUCCAUAAGCUGGCUAAAAGCAUUCCCCUCCGCAGACAGGUGUCAGUGGAAUCCAGUUCUUCUCUGAACUCUGGUGUAAUGUUGGUCAGACCCUCAAGGCUCUCCUCCAGUGGGACCCCUAUGCUGUCAGGGGUCUCUGAGUAUGAGCUGCCCCAGGACCCGUGUUGGGAAGUGCCCAGAGACAGAUUGGUGUUAGGAAAACCUCUGGGAGAGGGAUGCUUUGGCCAAGUGGUGAUGGGUGAAGCCAUUGGACUGGACAAAGACAAGCCCAACCGUGUGAUUAAAGUAGCUGUAAAGAUGCUAAAAUCUGACGCAACUGAGAAGGACCUCUCUGACCUCAUCUCAGAGAUGGAGAUGAUGAAGAUGAUUGGAAAACACAAGAACAUCAUCAACCUGCUUGGAGCUUGUACUCAAGAUGGCCCACUUUACGUCAUUGUGGAAUACGCCUCCAAAGGAAACCUGCGGGAAUAUCUGCGGGCCCGCCGGCCACAUGGCAUGGAGUAUUGUUACAAUCCCAACCAGGUGCCUGUGGAGAGCAUGUCCAUUAAAGACCUGGUCUCCUGUGCCUACCAAGUGGCUCGUGGCAUGGAAUAUCUGGCAUCCAGAAAGUGUAUCCAUAGAGACUUGGCAGCACGCAAUGUACUUGUAACAGAUGACAAUGUAAUGAAGAUAGCAGACUUCGGUCUUGCCCGGGACGUUCAUCACAUUGAUUACUACAAGAAAACCACGAAUGGUCGACUCCCUGUGAAAUGGAUGGCACCUGAAGCUUUGUUUGACAGAGUUUACACACACCAAAGUGAUGUGUGGUCUUUUGGGGUUCUUCUCUGGGAGAUAUUUACUUUAGGAGGUUCACCUUAUCCAGGAGUGCCUGUGGAGGAGCUCUUCAAGCUAUUGCGGGAAGGUCAUCGCAUGGACAGACCCUCAGCUUGCACUCAUGAGCUGUACCUGAUGAUGAAAGACUGCUGGCACGCGGUUCCCACACAAAGACCGACUUUUAGGCAGCUGGUUGAAGAUCUUGAUCGUACGUUGUCCAUGAUGUCCAAUCAGGAGUAUUUGGACCUUUCUGUGCCUCCAGACCUUGUAUACUCUGAAGUCAUCCUAAACGAAAGAAACUCCACCUGUUCUUCUGAACCAGACUCGGUCUUCAUACAGGUGUCUGGACCCGAAGAACCCUGCAUCCCCCCGCCAGUUCUCCCUCAACACAACGUUCGAUCCUUCAAGAAACGCUGACUGUAGAGAAUACCUGGACAUCUGAUGUCACAUUGUCUUUCUAAUUCCUUUUGCUCAGAGACUGAAGAGUUCAGCCUGUGCCAUCAUAAAACCAUAUGCAGGAAGAGACAUUUUAUACCUGCAGAAUGUGAAAAUGAAGACGAGGAGUCUCGGGUGGCUCUCAAGAGAUGGCUGACGUUUAUUGAACUUUUGUCACCGUUUCUGCCCGAUAUGCUUCAAAAGGCCUUGGUCCUCACAAAAAGAUGUUUCAAAAACAUCAUAAAGGGUUUUCUUUAGUCGAUAUGGCACAGAAAUAAUUACAAUUGUUACCCAGUGGAGUGGACUGACUGUACAAAUAUGAAAUUAUAUAAACACUAUUGUUUUAUGUUACUAUUAUAAUUAUUAUUAUUUUGUAUUUAGCUCGCUCAUUCCCUUUUAUGUUAGUAAAACAUAAAUAGUAAUACACACUAACCAGGUGUAAGGUGACAACAAGAAGCAACACAGCUAUCUAUUCCAUGUUAUCCCUUCUAUGAGUUUGUCAAAAUUGGUCAGGACCACCAAAAUUUUUGACUGAUGGAUGGCUUCCUUUCUUCUCACCUUAAUCCACGGAUUUGUUAUGAUCGACUGUGCUGUGUUGCAAAGCAUUUUUCUUGUGGAAAUACUCUGUCGUCUGGUUAAGAAACACUGUAACACAGAUUCGUGGGGUACAGUUGCUUUACCUUUAAAUAAGCUACAAAUGAAUGAUGUUAUCAUUGCUUGCUGUUGCGGAUGUAGCAUUCAAAUACCAUUUUCUUUGUGGUUUGAAACACUAAAUUCCAGUAGUGUGAAUUAAUGUUUGAUAACAAAUGUUACCUGGGUAGGAUGAAAUUGUUGUAAUACAUAUAUAUAUAUUUAAUGUCAGUUGGGGGGUUUGACAAUCUCUUAGUACGUUCUGACAGAUUUUGCCCAUAUCAUGUUGUUGGGGCUAGUGUCAAACCAUAGCAUAUCUUUGCCUUUACCAUAUUCUGCUUAAUGGCAGGGUUUAUGUGAGGUUUAAAAAGGAUGACUGGUAACCUGUUGUGAUGCGGCCCACAGGACAAAAUACUGUAGUAUACUUUAGUAUUUAUUAUAGUAAAUAGUAGUAUAUUAUAGUAGUAUUCUGUAGUAUUAAACACUAUUAAGAUUCAAAAACAUUAUAUAUUAUAUCUAGAAUAUUACUACAGUUUAGUAUACUAAAUACUAUAGUAUCCUACCCUUUUUUUAAUGUGGGAGGGCAUAUACUGUAGUAGUAUUUACUAUAGUAAACUGUAAUAAAAUCACUAGAUGAUAUUGUGUUUUUGAACCUUAACAUAAUAUUAAAGUACUACAGUUUAUAAAGUUAAUACUACAGAAUACAUAGUAUACUAAAAUUUAGUACAGUUUACUAAAGUACUGCAGUAUUUUUUCAUGGGUUAAUGCUUGAGUGAUUGUAUGAUUGUGUAUAGAUGUGAAUUCGAGGCAGUGCACUUAUAUUCAGGCCGUCAAUAAGCUUAUUGAUAUUGCCUUUCUUGUGGGAAAAUAAAAAAGUUAUAUAUAAAAUUU